Messenger RNA from Hippocampus comes (tiger tail seahorse), 1661 nucleotides. It is a transcript of the gene hat1, whose product is annotated as histone acetyltransferase 1. Gene Ontology annotation, biological process: subtelomeric heterochromatin formation. Gene Ontology annotation, cellular component: nucleus. Lineage: Eukaryota; Metazoa; Chordata; Actinopteri; Syngnathiformes; Syngnathidae. Bases 96 to 1322 code for a protein of 408 amino acids. The record is from RefSeq and is a predicted model, not a curated record. Gene Ontology annotation, molecular function: histone acetyltransferase activity; histone binding. The transcript is spliced from 11 exons.
AAACAACAUCCGCUUUGAGCGGAAAUACGUAACACCGGAAGUCCUCAUGAUUGCGCGGUCUUUUAGGACAACACACUUCCCACAACACUGCAGAAAUGGCGGGAGCAAACAACAUGGAAAAGAAACUGGCUGAAUUUAAGUGUGACACCAAUGAAGCUGUAUGCUUAAAGCUAAUUCGCUUUCCAGAGGACGUUGAUGAUGAUGGUACUACAUUCCACCCGGAGUACAGCCACCAGAUUUUUGGAGAUGAUGAGGUGGCAUUUGGAUACAAAGGUCUUCAGAUCCAGCUCUUUUACACAGCGGGAAGCCUGACCACUCUUUAUAAAGUCAAGUAUUCCUCCAAAGUCACGGACACAUUUGACUGUGUGGAGCCUGACAAUAUCGAUGGAAAGAUCCGUGAAAUUGUUCCCGCCGGCUUCAUCUGCAACACUGAUGACUUCAUCACGCUGCUGGAGAAGGAAGCGAAUUUCAGGCCCUUCGGCACUUUGUUGCACGUGUACACAGUCCACAACGACGAAGCCGGAGAGCUCACGUAUCAGAUUCACAAGGCCGACUUGAGCUGCUCGGGAUUCCGAGAGUACCACGAGCGCCUGCAGACCUUCCUCAUGUGGUUCAUAGAGACCGCCAGUUUCAUUGACCCAGAUGACGAUCGUUGGGACUUCUUUCUUGUAUUUGAAAAGUACAAUAAAGACGGGGAGACCCUCUACGCAACCAUUGGCUACAUGACAGUUUAUAAUUACUACGCGUAUCCAGACAAAACCCGGCCACGUGUAAGUCAAAUGCUGAUACUGCCUCCGUUCCAAGGAGAAGGUCAUGGAGCGCAACUGUUGGAGGCAGUGCACAGAUUUUAUUCUAGCGUUCCAAAAGUGCAAGACAUCACAGCUGAAGACCCUUCUGAGAGCUACGUGAAGCUGAGGGACUACGUGCUGGUCAAGCUUUGUCAGGGCCUGUCGUCCUUUGCGGAGGACAAACUGCACCAGGGCCUGUCAGCCGAAAUGGUUGAAGAGGCACAAAUGAAACUGAAAAUCAACAAGAAACAUGCAAGAAGAGUGUACGAGAUCCUGCGUCUGAGAGUGACGGACAUGAGCGAUGAAGAGAAAUCAAGGGCGUACCGUUUGGCAGUGAAGAAGAGGCUGUUCGGACCUUACAGGAAGAAUCAGCGGGAGCUAACGAAGAUGACAAAGUGCCUGCGGCUCGAGGAGGUGGUGUCCCAAUUGGGUCAGAUGGACACUCAGAUGCAACACGAGGAGCUGGAGAAGAGCUACCAGGUGGUUUUGCAAGACUACCGGAGAAUCAUCGAGAGGCUGGCGUCGCAGGCCUGAUUAGGAGAGACCACUUGCCAGGAGCCCACCCUCUCAACUGCGUGGUCUGUGUGUCGUGAACUCUCACCGCAACCAAGAAGAGACACUCGUGAAGACGUACAAUCCAAUCACCGUUCUAAUUGCAGAGUGUUUUUACAGUUAGCUGAGUUGUGGGUUGCAGCGGAGAGCAGCCAUUUUGUCUCCCAGCUUGUGUUGGUACACUGGAGGAGUAGUGCAGCUUUGGUGGGGCUUUGCCCCACAUUUGCAGGACCAGUCAUGUUUGUAGAUCUCUCCCUGGAACAUUUGCCCAUUGUCCCACCGUUUUUGCAGCACUUCAAAUAAAAAAAAAUGGUAUUUGUA